Aspergillus pseudotamarii is the source of this 1101-nucleotide messenger RNA. RefSeq names its product RNA recognition motif domain-containing protein. NCBI's taxonomy places the organism in Eukaryota, Fungi, Ascomycota, Eurotiomycetes, Eurotiales, Aspergillaceae. The transcript has 4 exons. Gene Ontology annotation, molecular function: RNA binding. The record is from RefSeq and is a predicted model, not a curated record. The coding region runs from base 1 to 1101 and encodes 366 amino acids.
AUGUCUACUGCCGUCGAAAACCACGCCGACAACCAGGCCGCUGCCACCCCCGCCGCCACUGAGGCUACUACCAACGGCACUGCUCCUGCCGCUCCGGCGCAGUCCACCGAUGCUGCUGCCGCCAGUGCUGAUGAGGGACGUCGGCUGUACAUUGGGAAUCUCGCUUAUGCGACCACUGAGGGGGAGCUCAAGGAGUUCUUCAAGAACUACAAGGUUGAAAGUGUCUCCAUCCCUGUGAACCCUCGUACCAACCGCCCUGUUGGGUACGCCUUCGUGGAUCUUGCUACUGCCCACGAGGCUACCUCUGCCAUUGGUGAACUCUCUGGAAAGGAGAUUCUCCAGCGCAAGGUUUCUGUUCAGCUGGCCCACAAGCCCGAGCCUGCCGAGGCCAAGGCCGAGGGUGCUGUAAGUGGCGGUGAGGGUGCCAGUGGCAAUGAGGGCCGCAGGAGGACCGGAGGUCGUGGCCGUGGCCGCGGCCGCGGCCGCGGUCGUGGAGGUCGCCUCGGUCGCGGAGGCCGUGCUCAGAACCAGCCCCAGAAUGGCCAGGCUGCUGCUCCCGCUGAGCCUACCAACGUCCCAGCUCAGGCCGCUCCUCUGACUGAGACUACCAACCAGACUGAAGCUGCUGCUACCUCUGAGUCUGGUAAACAGGCUGCUAAGCCUCGUGCCCGCCCCCAGAAGCAGCGCGGCCCCCCUGAGGAUGGAAUUCCUUCCAAGACCAAGGUCAUGGUUGCCAACCUUCCUUAUGAUCUGAGUGAGGACAAGCUCAAGGAGAUCUUCGCCGCCUACUCGCCCGUUUCCGCUAAGAUCGCUCUGCGUCCCAUUCCCCGCUUUAUGAUCAAGAAGCUCCAGGCCCGCAACGAGCGCCGUAAGGGCCGUGGCUUUGGUUUCGUCACUCUUGGCUCUGAGGAGCUCCAGGAGAAGGCCGUGAAGGAGAUGAAUGGCAAGGAGAUCGAGGGUCGUGAGAUUGCCGUCAAGGUCGCCAUCGACAGCCCCGGCAAGGAAGACGAUGCUGUUGCCGUGCCCGCUACCGACGCUGAGAAGAUUGAGCCGGCAACCGAAGCUCCGGCACAGGAGAACGCUGCUCCGGCCGCUGCUUAA